AUGGACAAACUCCUCGAGCCACUGGGCCACCAAGCGUCGUUAGGGCUGACGCUGGCCUACUUUCACCACUUCAUCGACAUCCACGGCGGCCGCGACGCGUUUGAAAGCUUGGCCACCAUCGACGUCUGCGCUCAAUUCGUUGUGCCAUGCACCAGUGUGUCGAGACUGUCCUUGGUGGACCAGGUUGAGCGCGACGGCGACAGCGACUACGUCAAACCUGCAGAGUGGCUGAUUAGCCAUGCAUGGUCGUACAAGUUUUUGGAUGUCGUCGACGCCAUGGACAACUUCUGCGACGAACAAGGGCUCAGCCACGACACUUCGUUUUGGUUUUGCAUGUUUGCCAACAACCAGCACACGAUUGGCAGUCCGUCCGAGAUGGUGGAGCGGUGGCUAGCGGCCUUUCGCACGGCGCUCACGGACACGGGGAAGAUCGUGAUGGUGUUGGUUCCGUGGCGGGACCCAGAAGCCCUCAAGCGCACGUGGUGUGUGUACGAAGUGUACUUGUCGGUCGUUCUCAAUGCUCGCUUCGAAGUGGCCAUGACCAAAGCGCAAAAGCGCGUGUUUCUUGGCGAAGUGCAGCACCGGUCGAGCGAGGUGUUGCAAAUGAUGAGCCAAGUAAGCAGCAAGCACUCGAUCACGACGAUUGCGAGUGAUCGCGACCACAUUUUCGGCCUCAUCGAAGCGCAAGUCGGGUUUGACGAGUUGGACCGUAUGGUGUUUAACACGCUACAUACGUGGGUGUUCCACGCGUUCGACAGCCAACGGUCUAUCGCGAUGCAGCCCCGAGAACGGUUUGAUUGGUUGCGCUCCAAAGCCAGCGCUUUGAUUACCCUCGGAUCGUUAACCCAAGCCGAAGUGUUGCUGGACAAAGCCGUCGACAUCUUCCGACGAGACCUCCCUCCCGCGACGCCGGAAGGCUGGGAAGCCAUGGUUGAUCUGGGCCAAAUGCGGGCCCUCAAACGAUUCCCUAGCGAUACAUGGGUGCCGCUGUUUGUCGAGGGCUUGCCCAAACUGCAGCAGCUCCUGGGGCCCCACCACCCCACGACGCUGGACUCGACCAAGAACAUUGGCAGAUGGUACUGCCGUAACCACAUGUACGACCGCGGCAUGCCGUUGCUGCGCACGUGCCUGUCGAUCGAGCAGCAGAAGAUGGGGGACGACGCCGAGGCCAUGGUAUUGGAAACGAAGUAUUGCCUCGGGGAAGCGCUGUACGUGCAAGAUCAAGUCGUCGAAGCGCAAGCGCUGUUUGCCCAAGUGUACGAAGGGAUGUGUCGAUUGUUUGGUCCAGCGCACCCCCUGUCGAAGGGCGCCCAAAGCAACUUUGCCACGUGCGCCACCGCGCAAGGCCAGUACGCGGCCGCCGAAGCCACGUACUUGGAUUGUUUCUACGAAAUGACGCGAAUGCAUGGCGUAGCUCACCGGCAAACGGUCAGCACGCAGCUCAACCUGGGCCGGACGCAACGGCUUCGAGGGAACUUCGACCUCGCCAAGGCGAACCUGUCGCUUUGCAUCGACAAUUACCGCGACGCAGAUGUGCCAGAAAUUAAUUAUCUAUGUCAGUAUGAACUGGGCCUGGUGGCGUACUGCACAGCCAAGUACGAUGACGCCAUGUCCAUCUUGCAAGACUCGUACGCGACGUUUGCGUUGCAUUUCGGACCCACGGCCCCAAAGUGCUGCGGCGUACUCUUGGUGUGGUUCCUGGUGCAGAGUGAACAACCGGGCGACCGAGCCUUUUCCACGGUGGACAGCGUGGACGAGUUUCUGUCCAAAUUCCAAGCCGCCAACGCCAUGGCCACCAACUUGUGGAGCAACUGGAAGUGCCUCGCCUGCUUUGGCGUCAUUCGGGGCAAUAUGGCCAUGUGCAUGGACUGCCCUCGGCUGUCGUGCCGCCUCUGUCAGUCCUGCGCUACCCAAGCCAAGCCAUCGUUCGAGCAGUGUGCGCACAGCGACAGCUCAUGGAAAACGUUCAACCCCCCAGUGCAAUAUUUGCUCGAACAAAAACUCGCCCUGCUAGCCCAAGCCGACGACUGGGACGAAUACGCCAUAGCCGCCAACGCGUAUCGUGCGUAUUGCCGCGAGUGUCAAAUCGACACUCCCUAUCUGCUGGUUGAAGUGAAGCCAAAGCUACGAGGUAACGACACGGCUGGGUCGAGUGCCGUUGGUGGGGCUGUUGCAGUGCUUGUGGCUGUGCUGGUUGCUGGGCUGACUAAAUAUCGUUUUCGCACAUUCGUGGCCUAG
Aphanomyces astaci is the source of this 2238-nucleotide messenger RNA. RefSeq lists its product as hypothetical. The transcript has 3 exons. The coding region runs from base 1 to 2238 and encodes 745 amino acids. Gene Ontology annotation, molecular function: protein binding. Lineage: Eukaryota; Oomycota; Saprolegniomycetes; Saprolegniales; Verrucalvaceae. The record is from RefSeq and is a predicted model, not a curated record.